This is a messenger RNA of Paramisgurnus dabryanus, 1614 nucleotides long. Its product is annotated as macrophage mannose receptor 1. The record is from RefSeq and is a predicted model, not a curated record. NCBI's taxonomy places the organism in Eukaryota, Metazoa, Chordata, Actinopteri, Cypriniformes, Cobitidae.
GUAACCUUCAAUCUUUUUACUAAGAAAAAUGUCGUCUGCGCGCAUACUCUAAGAAAGAGCUUCGUUCUGGUCUUGUGCAAUAAUUUGCUGAAGAGUGCAGAGGGUUUUAAUAACUUCAUUUUUAAACAGGCUGAACAACAUUCUUGAAGAUAACCAUGAGGCAAUAGUUUAAAGUAGUUCAACUUCGGUCACGCAAGAAAGGAGUAAGACACAUUUUGUAGCGAAUGAGAAAAGGAGGCUUUAUUUAUGGACCAUGGUAGUAUGGUUUAAACUGCACACUGGGCUCAAUGUUGUUCCUAAAAAUACAGCAAAAUGUUCUUCUUUCUCAUCAUCUUCGGACUCCUCACCUGCACCUUAGGCCAAAAAUCUCACCAGUAUCACAUAAUAAGCAUAGGAAAGAACUGGACUGAAGCUCAGAGUUACUGCCGAGCAACGUACACAGAUCUGGCAACUGUAAAUAAUGCAGAUGAGAUGAACAGCUUGUUCAAAAGCAUAUCAGAUGUGUCACAAGAUAUGUAUUUUGGACUUUAUAGAGGUCAAGUGUUUAGAUGGCACUGGUCUCUGACAGACACUUCUUACAAAAACUGGAAAUCUGGAAUUUCAGAUGGAAAUCAAGAGGCUUGUGCCGUAAUGGAUGGGACCAAUGGAAAGUGGUUCAUUGAUAAAUGUGAUUCAAAGAGACCAUUUGUCUGUUUUAAUGCAACAGCCAGUAAAAAGUUUAUUCUCAUUACUGAUAACAAGCCCUGGACGGACGCCCAAGAAUAUUGCAGAACCUUUCACACAGAUCUAGCCAAUCCCAAAGACUCCUCAGAAAAUCAAGACGUCAAAAACACUGCAAAGAUAAAUGUGUGGAUUGGAUUAUUUAAGGACUCUUGGACGUGGUCGGAUCAGAGCAGCAUAUCCUUUCGUUUCUGGAGCUCCAGUCUAUCAAGCAGCCCCAGCAGUGGUCAGGAUUGUGCUUCAGUAAUGGUGAACCAAACAGGGAGAUGGAAUGAGGUCCAAUGUAGUGUCCCUCUGUACUUCAUCUGUCAUGGUGAUCUGAAAUCUCAACCAACCACUAAACCAAUGACACGACCAGCAGCCACUCAGAAUCACAACACCACAUCUUUUGCACCUUCAUCUUCCCUUACGCCACCUCAAAACAUUACAGAGAAGAAAAAUACAGACACACAACCAACACAAAUACUACACACAACCACAAAUAACACAACAGGUGCAGUAAAGGAUAACUUGAUUCUGGUGAAUGAAAACAUGACAUGGCUGGAAGCUGUUAGUUAUUGCAGAAAGCAUCAUGUGGACCUGGUCUCCAUUCACAGUCAAGAGCUUCAAGAUAGGACAGCACAGAAAGCCACCCAGGCCUCCACUUCCCACAUAUGGCUUGGUCUCCGUUAUACAUGCAAAUUCAACUUCUGGUUCUGGAUAAAGAACACAGAAACUGGCUGCUACCAGAACUGGGCACCUGGCCAUGGGCCAUAUGGUUAUAAGGAGUGUGAACUGUCAGGAGCUAUGGAGUCCACUGGGGGGCAUCAGUGGGUAGGGAGACCAGGGAGCGACAGGCUUAAUUUCAUCUGUUAUAAUUGUGUAAAUUGCCAGUUAUGCAAUGAUGUAUUUUAA